UUGAUCUUGAUCUCUCUUCCUUACAAAUUUCAUCCAUGUAAAAGAGGGGGUGAGGAGGGUUUAUAGAUAGUAAUCAUAAUCAAAAGCCAAAGGAAGGAAACAACUCGUCAUACCAUCAUCAGUGAUAAAUGGGUUCUUCAGUGAGAGUAUUUGGAUCAGUUCUUCACAAAUUCUCCAAUGGGGUUUCCUCAAAAUGCCCUAUCUCAUCAUUUUCUCUCCAAAGAACGUGUUUAUUGGGUAAUUAUUUAACUUCUUCAUCUUCUUCUACAUGGGUUUCGUUUGAAUUGAAGCCUAAACAACACUCUGCAAGAAAGAUAAUGACAUUCUCUCCUGUCUGUAUGGGCAGGCGUUCUAGCAAAAUUGCUGGAAGAAAGGGUGCUCAAGAUGCUAAGAAAGCAAAGCGAUAUGGGAAGAUUGGAAAAGAAAUCGUAUCAGCAGUAAAAAAAGGUGGUCCGAAUCCUGUAUCAAAUACAAUUCUGGCUACCAUACUGGAGAAAGCUAAGGAACUUGAUGUACCAAAAGAUAUUUUAGAGCGCAAUAUUAAAAGGGCAUCUGAGAAGGGACAAGAGGCUUACAUAGAAAGAUUAUAUGAGGUAUAUGGUUACGGUGGAGUAGGAAUGGUAGUUGAGGUCUUAACUGAUAACGUAAACAGAUCGGUGGCAGCUGUACGGGCGGUGGUUAAGGAUUGUGGUGGAAAGAUGGCAGAUUCAGGUUCAAUCAUGUUUAAAUUUAGACGUGCACGUGUUGCGAAUGUAAAGGUUACAGAUGCUGAAAAAGAUCAGAUCCUUACGGUUGCAUUAGAUUCCGGUGCUGAGGAUGUUAUUGAACCCACAAUCCAUGAAGAUGACUCAGACGAUGAUGACUCGGAAAGGUACUAUAAGAUCAUAUGUCCAGCAGAGAACUAUACAGAUAUAGUGUCUAAGCUUCGGGAGGAAGGAAUAGCUUUUGAGUCAGAAAAUGAGAUGCUCCCUUUAACAACUAUCGAGAGAAUCGGAACCGAUGGAGGAAGUGGAAAACACCGUUUGCGAAUGGUGGCAUUUGGGAACCUGUACAAUGCUUUCAUGUGAUUGAAAUUCUUCAGCAACAGCAUUAUCUUUUGCAAAAGCUAAAAAAAAAGAAGGUUGUCUGUGAUAAAAUGGGAUUGCUAGUGGUGGCAUAGUUUUUAGGAGAAAUGGAAGAGUAAAGAUGUUGUCUGGGACUAGUUGGCUUUCUUGGCGGCUUAUUAUAAGUAGUUAUACGUAUUAUUGAUUUGCCAUUCUCUUCAAGUAAUGCAAUCAUAUUAUGGGUUCACCAUCAAUCUAUAAUCAAUAUCUUCAGAACUAUGAUGAUUAUAAUCCACCAGUGGUUGAUUUUUGUUCUUA
Messenger RNA from Papaver somniferum (opium poppy), 1361 nucleotides. Its product is annotated as probable transcriptional regulatory protein At2g25830. The record is from RefSeq and is a predicted model, not a curated record. Bases 129 to 1067 code for a protein of 312 amino acids. Lineage: Eukaryota; Viridiplantae; Streptophyta; Magnoliopsida; Ranunculales; Papaveraceae. The transcript has 8 exons. Gene Ontology annotation, cellular component: chloroplast.